Messenger RNA from Protomyces lactucae-debilis, 963 nucleotides. RefSeq lists its product as uncharacterized. The transcript has a single exon. The record is from RefSeq and is a predicted model, not a curated record. The coding region runs from base 1 to 963 and encodes 320 amino acids. Lineage: Eukaryota; Fungi; Ascomycota; Taphrinomycetes; Taphrinales; Protomycetaceae.
AUGCAUUCACAUAUCUUUGUCGGAAGCUUUGUGAACCUCAUUGCUACGUUCAGUGCUUGUCAAGCGCUGUCUAUUGGGUAUGUGCUCGACACUCAUGACUCCACUGGUGAUUGCAAGAAUGUCGCCCAGUACCAGGCAGACUUCAAGCUCAUCGAAAGGAACAUCCCAAAGCCUACAGAUGGAAGUCAAAUCAUCGUGCGCUUGUCCUCGUCCGACAAGUGCAAGGUGUUCGAUAUCGCGAUCGAUGCUCUGGCAGCAAGUGACAUCUCUGACAUGCGUCUUUGGUUUGACUUCCAAAUCCCCACAAUUAAAGGAAACGACACACUGAAAGGAAACGGAGACUUUAGCAAAGAAACGUUGAAUAGUGUUUUACUUGGCUACAUUGUCGACCAGGUCAGGAACUCAAUCAAAUUCGGCCAGGCUUGUGACUACCUAGCCGGUAUCUCCCUUGAGCAUUACGGUGGUCUCAAUGCUGAAGAUAUCCAGGCUGCAAUGGCCACCGUGGCUAUCAGUAGAUUCAUCAGUCCAAGCGCAUGUAGCAGGGUCAUGUCUACAUUCAAGACGUCUGCGUUUGCUUGGCUCUACGAGUAUAGGAAGCUGACAGGCAUGGGGCAAAUCGAAUUUCCCUUUGAUAUCGGUGUGCCAAUCGACGACCCCGAUAUUCAUGUCAUCACUGCCUCGCUUGUGAAUACGGUUGACGAUCUGGUGGCCGCCUUCCCGGAUGUUCCAGUGGUGGUGGCGGGUGUCAGCUGGGCUUCGCCCUGGACUAGCGUUCGAUCAGCAUCGUCGACCGACCAACAGCUCUACUGGCAGCAGUUUUGGUGCGCAAAAGGAGAUGUGGCGAGCGCAAACACCAUCAAGGCUGUCUUCUGGGACUCCGCGAUUGACGGUGCCAAUACCAAUGGUUUACUGGACAAGGAUGGGAAUGUCAAGUUCCGCUUGGAGAAUUGCAAAGCGAUGUAA